GAUGUUUCUGCCACCUCUAGUCCAGUCCACACCCAAACAGCCACCAGCCAAACAAACAUUUCCCGAGGAAACCAGCGGAAUUCCAAUUGAAUUUCCCAGCCAAGGAUGCAAAAAUCAUCCCACUUUGCACGCGAGGAUUCCCAGGAGCACCUGCCCACCAGCCACACCCAGAACGCGCACACGGUGAACAUGAAGCGACGCACUUUAUCCGGAAGCUGUGGCGUUGGCGUCUUCGUGUUUGCCUUUGCCUUGAUUGUGAUUGCAUUUGCAACGCCCAGUUGGUUGGUCAGCGAUUACCGCAUCACGGGAGCCAAGCUGGAUCGCCUGGGCCUGUGGGUGCACUGCUUCCGCUCGCUGCCGGAUGUGAAUGACGACAGCCUGCGCAGGUUCUUCGUGGGCUGCCGCUGGGUGUAUGACCCAUUUACCACGGGCUACGACGAGAUUCGCGGCUUCCUGCUGCCCGCCUUCAUGAUAGCCACCCAGUUCUUCUACACGCUGGCCUUCAUCGGCAUGCUGCUCUCGGCCAUUGGGGUGCUCAUCUUCUUCCUUUGCGCUGGACCGGAUCAGAAGCACUUUAUCAUGCUCAUCCGAUCGGUGGGCUAUGUGCUUUUGGGCGCCGGAGUAAGUGCAGCCAUUGCGGUGAUUGUGUUCGCUGGGUUUGGCAACCGCAACGGCUGGAUGCCGGAGCAUGCGAACAACUGGUUCGGCUGGUCCUUCGUCGUCGCCUGUGUGGGCACCGUGCUGACCCUUGUGGCGGCCACUCUCUUCCUCAGCGAAGCGCACGUGCAGCACAAGAAGCGGAUUCAGUUCAAGGAGUCGCAGACGCGGUUCGAACUGGUGCGCGGAUAGUCGCGGUCGCAGCCACUGGCACACUUGCACCCAGCAAAAAAACUCCGAAACUUCAUGCUAAUUCAGAGGAAAACCAAACAAAA
Molecule: messenger RNA, 932 nt
Organism: Drosophila takahashii
Lineage: Eukaryota; Metazoa; Arthropoda; Insecta; Diptera; Drosophilidae
Gene: sinu
Product: sinuous
Biological process (GO): septate junction assembly; regulation of tube size, open tracheal system
Cellular component (GO): membrane; septate junction
Source: RefSeq, a predicted model, not a curated record